CCAGCUGAUAGAGAGAUGCUCGUGUGAUGUGAGGCACUUCAUCGUGUGUUUAAACAAACUACCUGUACACUGUACGCUCAUACUAGUGACCAGUUCUGGGUCGUUAUCAUAACGAAUAAAUUAGCAAGUGUUGAUGGCAGUACCAGUAGAUUAAAAAGAAUCAGUUAUAGUUACACCUACGUGAGAUCUGUGAGAACCCUCGCAGCGUUCACUCUGAAAUCUGCCGUGCCUUCUGCUUGGCUUGGGCCUUGGCGUCGUCUUUCAUGUCAUUUUCAGAUUCCAUCCAAGUGUCAUUAUGUUAGAAGCAAUAGUUCGUGUUUGGGUAGGCAUUGUUGGUCUGACGGCUUUAUUCACGUCAAUGCAGUGUUUCAUUGAUAGCUCCUUCUUAGCAGAGAGGAUCUACACAUUGGAAAAAGAUGCAGUUAACCCAGCUUUUGGCAGAUUGUUUGGCACCUGGACUUGUCUUGCAGGUGUGGUCAGGAUUCUCUGGGCCCUAUUCACGAGAAGUAAACCCUUAUACCUCGCUACGCUGUUCUCGUUUGUGCUAGCUCUGGUCUAUUUCUUGGCAGAGUUCCUGAUAUUUAAGACCGCGGCGCUUACAGUCGGAGUGAUAUCACCACUCAUUGUUGCAGGUGGUUCUACGAUCCUGAUGAUUGUUGCAUUUCCUGGAAUAUUUCACAGCCGGGACCCAUCAGAGGGGCUUCAGUUAAAGAAACACUGAUGAAUUUACUUCCAUUGGUUUAACAAAUAUUGGAACUGUGUAACCGACAAGUUACUGUUAAAGGGUGGCAGCAAUAAAUUUUCAUUGACACUUUUCUGCAACUGGGUACUAUUUACUGUAUUUGACUUGCCUGUGGGUUAAAUUGGAAAAGUGCACUUUUCAAACUUUAAAAAUUGCCCAUGCUUUCCAGGACAUUAAGGGCACAGGGAAGACAUGGGUCAGUGCAGUUUUUUCAGCAAGUGUCAGCAAGUUUUUUUUGGUCAAACUAUGAACCCAGAAGUUUCUCUCAGAAAGCAUUUUUGAAAAGAGGCUGCUCACUGACUCUUUGCUCUGUAUUUAGACGACAUCGAAUCACCAAAGAAAAAAUUCAGGCCAGCAAAAUAUUAAAACAUCCAGCAUUUUUUUUGCACAAACCAAUGUAACAUUGACAUUUUCGUGCCGAGAGGACAUCACAGUUUGCUCAUGAAUAAAGAAAUAGGCAUUAGUAUAAAAACGAGACAGCUGAAUUCCCAUUUAAAUUGAGCAAAAUUUGAGUUGAAACUCAAAGGUUCAUUUUGAAGGUUUGUAUUAAAUACAUUUUGCAGAAACCCUUUAGAUAGAUAAAUUGUGACCCACAACCCCAAUAGAUUAGGUUAACUGAUGAAAUGUUUUUUAAUGUGUGCGCUGGCACACCUUGUUAUUGCUCAAUAUGAAUAACAGUAAGUAUGAAUAACAGUAAUAUGAAUUAAAGGCACUGUGCCCCUUCCCCCUAAAGAGCCACGAGACAAGUUAGCUAUUUGCUUAAAACAAGAAAGGGUCCAGUCGUGUUAGCACAUACAGUGGCUUCCCAGUGGUUGUAAAUUGUCAUCUUAAAACUUUCAAACCUGUUGUAUUUUUGCAUCAGAUUUAUGAAAGUGAAGAUUUUAUUAAUAAUUUCGUUGGGAGCAAAAGUUGUUGUCCACUUCAAACAUUAAAAGAGAAAUUGAUUGUUAAUCAAAAGAACAGAAACUCACUACUGAUGAGUUUGUACUCAGUCUACAGCCUAAAUUCUGGGCGAGAGAUGUGUCGCAGGUUUUAAAAUCACCGGUAAAAAGUGUAUAAAAAUGGGGAGAUAUGUAGUGUGACUGGACUGACUCGCCCCUUUUAUGCUUUCUGUUAAACGUCAUAGCCUGAGUUUUUUCUCUAGUUGAGCAUGAAAGUGGGUGCAUACGAUCACGGAGGAUUCUACUUACUUAUGUGUACAUGUUUCGUACUUCCAUGCUGGUUCCACUAGCUUCUAGGUUUAACCUCGACCCCACUUUUGCUUGUUCAACCAUAUGUGAUGAUGCAACUUAAAAUAAGCAAGGGAUGAUUCUUUUCUUUCGCAGGAGGCAUCCACUUUGAAAGCCAAGUUUAUCACAUUAUCCCUUCAUGGAGCUAUUGAUAGCUAAAUAAUAGCAUUUGUCCUGUCAACCCUAUCAUGUUGAUUUUGAUAAUAAUAUAAAGUGCUCUGUACUGUCCACUCAACAAACCAGUAUGUGUGUUCAUCGGGCGCGUUUCAUGAGCUCAUACAGGGCAACCCUGACCUGGGGGUGGUCGUGUGUGCUACGUUGUGCAUUGUACGCAGUGUUAGAUUUUUUUGUGGACGGGGAAAAAGCAAGAUCUUUUUAUUCAUUUUGGGGUCACGAUCAGUGGGGUACACAUUAAAUUUACGUUGUUUCU
Molecule: messenger RNA, 2401 nt
Organism: Acanthaster planci (crown-of-thorns starfish)
Lineage: Eukaryota; Metazoa; Echinodermata; Asteroidea; Valvatida; Acanthasteridae
Product: ergosterol biosynthetic protein 28 homolog
Cellular component (GO): endoplasmic reticulum; membrane
Molecular function (GO): protein-macromolecule adaptor activity
Source: RefSeq, a predicted model, not a curated record